CCUCCAAUUGCCCCGCUUUCUGUUGCUCCAUUGGUCCUGAAAGUAGCUGCUUCCGUCAAUGAAAUCUGAGAUGAAGAGGCCGCCCAACGCCUAUGAGACGCCGGCGGACUUCGCGAAAGUGGAUUCGAUUCUGCGCCAUCUCCAAGACACGGAGAGUCACGAUUGGCUCGGAGAGAUCACCCACUGGGGAACACAGGUUUGCUAUUUGCUGUUGCAGAACUACAACAUCACACGCCUCAACAUUCAAAGUAGCAACUUCCACCUCAUCUUACUCACCACCUUCUUCUUUGCUCAGCGAAUCUGGUUUUUCUUGUGGAGGAUGACCCAGUGCUCUGACGCUCACGGCGUCCGCUUUGCGUGUCAUUUGACUCUCUUCUUCGUCAUGGUUGAUUCUCUCUACUGUGGUUUGACCCUCGCCAUGCAGGACUCCUUCGCAGGUGUCUACCUGGCGUUACCUUUGCUUGUGAGUGUCCUCUUCUACCACGGUUAUUCGAAAACGCAAACAAAUGUCUUCACGGCGGAGCUCUUCAAUAUGUUGAGACGAUGUGUCUAUCACAGCCUGGAAGCUGCAUAUUGCAUCGGAGUUUUACCUUUGAGGUUCGUGCGAUAUGACUACAUCUACUACGAUACCUCUCGCUGUGCCUUUCUGACAUUUCUUGUCACCGUGCACAUCUUCCUGAGCUUCCUUUGCCUGGAGUUGCACUGUCUGGGCUCUGAAGCUCUACAACAGACUCGGAUGUUGGGGGAGUGGCGGCGGAUUGCUGAACCUGGGCCAAAGCAAAAGGCCUCUGAGUGGUCGUGCCACAGCUGUCCCUAUCCGAGAGGUGCUGUGGUUCUUUGCAAAGGCCGAUAUUAUGAAGCGUUGGCAACUUUGAAUACCUGUAUGCCGACCAGCCCGCGUCGCUGUCUUUGGCCAAUCGCCUACAUCUUGGGCGAUUCCCAACGUGCGAAGGCUUUUAUGCUGGUUGCCUUGUUAAUGAUGAAUGUCGUGUUGGUUCAGCUCGUUCUUUGGUCCAAUCAGUGGAUAAUGUAUGCGAUCAUGAUCAUACCCAAUGCCGUUCACUUUAUGUACGUCAAGCUCAGGACGUCACAUGCCUUCUUCAACCCUGCGCAUCUGAACCUCAGGCAGCUCCAAUGGGAUCUGUCGGAUCAAUGGCCUGCUGGAGCAGGGCCCAGUGACUUCAUGGGCACCUCCAAUACCUGCCCUACCUCAUGGUCAGCUCUUGGUGAGCUGAAACACCGCGGUCAGAAUGGUCAGAAUGGAGACCUGGGCAAUCACUUUGCCAAGGGUUUCGGUGAUUCGAGCUACCCGGAUCCGUUGUUCAUGUCUGCGGUGGCGGCCUCGACGUCCUUCUUCUUUGGAAAUGCCGGGUCAAUGCGUUACCCUGAUUUGGCCCCUUCCUGAGCCAGCCAUCCCUGGAAGCCGCUUUUGGAAUACAGAAAAAAACCACAGAAAACAAAAAA
Messenger RNA from Cladocopium goreaui, 1464 nucleotides. The record is from the annotation of a GenBank genome assembly. NCBI's taxonomy places the organism in Eukaryota, Dinophyceae, Suessiales, Symbiodiniaceae.